Messenger RNA from Halichondria panicea, 2438 nucleotides. RefSeq names its product lanosterol synthase-like. The transcript has 24 exons. Gene Ontology annotation, molecular function: lanosterol synthase activity. The record is from RefSeq and is a predicted model, not a curated record. Bases 147 to 2351 code for a protein of 734 amino acids. Gene Ontology annotation, cellular component: lipid droplet. Gene Ontology annotation, biological process: triterpenoid biosynthetic process; cholesterol biosynthetic process. Lineage: Eukaryota; Metazoa; Porifera; Demospongiae; Suberitida; Halichondriidae.
GGUCAUUCUUGAGGUCAUCCGACUUCCAUCACCUGAGGGAUGCCAGUUGCAGACCACCUUGGUCAUGUUGGUGGCCCUAUAGAUGAUCUGGUGGCCAGUGGUUCGUGUAAUGCUCGUGCCUAUGCGUGCCAGCAAGCAGACGUCAGAUGUCUAGACAUAUGCCAACGGUGAAUGGUCAUGUGACCAGCCUCGUUCGCCCUGUGGGUCCGACCACAGACCUGACCAAGUGGAGAUUGAGCAGUGUGAGAGGGAGACAAACAUGGGUCUAUGAUGAAGAAGGCGUGUUCAAGAGGGAGGCGAACUUCAUCGAGAAACAUGCACUUGGACUAGACACUUCCAUGCUGGCACCUAUGCUGCCCAAAGCCUGUACACCCAAGGAGGCAGCAAAGAAUGGGAUGUUGUUUUACUCCAAGCUCCAAGCAGAGGAUGGUCACUGGACGGGAGACUAUGGUGGACCACUGUUUCUGAUGGCAGGGUUGGUGAUAGUAUGUCACAUGACUGACACACCUUUCAGUGAGGCCCAGCGAUCAGAGAUGGUCCGCUAUCUAAGGAACGUGCAGAGGGAAGACGGAGGAUGGGGGCUACACAUUUGUGGCAAAUCUACUGUGUUUGGUACUGUUUUGAACUACGUCACUCUGCGACUUUUGGGAGUGAGUAGAGAUGACCCGGAUGUAGUCAGGGCUCGCUCCCUCCUCCACACACUGGGUGGUGCUGUGAGUAUUCCCUCCUGGGGGAAAUUCUGGCUCUCUGUUCUUAACGUCUACCACUGGGACGGUGUCAAUUCUCUUCUACCAGAGCUCUGGUUACUGCCCACUUUUAUUCCCAUCCACCCUUCGAACUGGUGGUGUCACUGUCGCCAGGUGUACCUGCCCAUGGGCUACUGCUAUGCUCACAGGAUAAGAGCUGAGCCCACCAGAUUAAUACAGGAGCUGAGAGAGGAGCUGUACACUACUCCGUACGACAGCAUUAACUGGCCUGCCCAGAGGGGCAACAUUGCCCCAGGCGACAUCUUCUCUCCCCAUAGCAAAACUCUAGACUUCACUCUGGGUGUGGCCAACCUUUACGAACGGUUUUCCAUUGGCUACCUACGGUCGUGGGCAACCAGUGAAUGUCUGAAGCAGAUCAAAGGAGACGACCAGUUUACCAAUUGCAUCAGCAUUGGGCCAAUCUCCAAAGUGAUUCAGAUGCUAGUGCGAUGGCAUGCUGACGGUCCUGACUCGGCCAGGUUCAAGGAGCAUGCCAGCAGAGUACCUGACUACCUAUGGAUUGGAUUGGAUGGCAUGAAAAUGCAGGGAACAAAUGGAUCUCAACUAUGGGACAGUGCGUUCGCAACUCAAGCAUUUAUUGAAGCAAGUGCGUAUGAGGAUGAUGACUUCUCUGAGAAUAUGAAGGCAGUGUUUCGGUUCCUUAAAGGCACUCAGAUUCCCGACAACCCUCCCGACUACAAGAAAUACUACAGGCACAUGAACAAAGGGGCAUUUCCAUUCAGUACAGUUGAGUGUGGCUGGCAUGUGUCCGACUGCACAGCCGAAGGUCUCAAGUCAGUCAUGCUACUGCAGGAGAAGUGCAGCUACCUGGGAGAUUCUAUAGAAGAUGAUAGACUCUUUGAUUGUGUCAAUGUGUUGCUGAGCAUGCAGAACAGCAAUGGUGGCUACUCCUCAUACGAGACUAAACGAGCAGGGGCAGUGGUGGAGUUACUCAACCCUGCAGAGGUGUUUGGGGACAUCAUGGUGGACUACACAUAUGUGGAGUGCACGUCAGCUGUCGUGCAAGCUCUUAAACACUUCUCAGACCAGUUUCCAACUCACAGGACACAGGAGAUUGAUUUGUGCCUAAGGAGAGGGCUGCGCUAUGUUCUCAGCAUUCAGAAACCAGACGGCUCAUGGGAGGGAUGCUGGGGGGUUUGCUUCACCUACGGUACAUGGUUCGGACUGGAAGCACUUGCUUGCAUGGGAAGGAGAUAUGAUUUGGGGACUGCUGGAGAUGAAGUGAAGAAAGCUUGUGACUUUCUUUUGUCCAAGCAGAAAAGUGAUGGAGGCUGGGGAGAGGACUUCAGUUCAUGUGAGCAGCGGGUGUAUGUGGAGACAGAGUCCUCUGAGGUAGUCAACACCUGCUGGGCUCUACUUGGACUCAUGGCUGUCAGAUAUCCUGACCCCAGUGUCAUAGCCAAAGGCAUCAAGGUGGUAAUGAGCCGACAGCUCUCUAAUGGGGACUGGAAACAGGAAGGAGUGAAAGGUGUGUUCAACAAGACAUGUGCCAUAACGUACACCAGCUACCGAAAUGUGUUUCCCAUCUGGACCCUGGGACGCUUUUCACGUCUCUAUCCGGACAUUGACUGCAGUGAAAUAUAACUCUUUCUAUAGUGUGCCAUUUAUUGGUAACCUGUAUUUUCAUCCAAUGUUUUAACUGCAUAUUAUUGUAUAUUAUACUACACAUGA